Molecule: messenger RNA, 2385 nt
Organism: Arctia plantaginis
Lineage: Eukaryota; Metazoa; Arthropoda; Insecta; Lepidoptera; Erebidae
Source: the annotation of a GenBank genome assembly
AUGUCGGCUAAGGAUAAGUGGGUUCGCCGGUUCUCCGUUGACGAAACUGCAAAACAUAAAAAUGGAUUUACUAUUUACAAGAUAACUUCUGUGUUAUUCCUGAUCGAAUCUCCGGAAUCAUUGACAGAAGUUUCAGUGUGGAAGAGGUAUAGUGAUGUGCAGAGACUACACAAGAGCAUGCGGUCCCUGCACGCCGGCCUACACUUACGGGGCACUUUUCCGACCUUGCAAAGAUACAGCUAUUUUAAGAGGUUCCAAAAAGAGGUCAUAGAAGAAAGAGCUAAAACAAUAAAGACUUUAUUGGAAUUCAUAGCUGAACACCGGCUUCUCUUCGCCAGCACGGAGUUUGUCAACUUCUUACAGACAGGAUACCCUAAACCAGAUCCGCCGGCAGGAGGCGUCAUCAACGCGAUCAGAUCGUCUCUACACUUGCCAAUCGAAGAAACUCCCCCUCUUGAAUACCAGACGGAUGAUGAUGACGCUUCCAGUCCCACUCAUUCUGCGCUAGCAGCAAACGAGACCCCGGUCAGCCAAUCAAUGUCUCGAGACGAGACAGACUUCAUAUCACAAAUACCGAUAUACGAGGCUGCCGACGUCGAGAUAAGGCAAUCACCCAAAAAGAUCUCGGGAGCAAGUAGUUUUGAAUCAAUCAACUCUUUAGAGAGCAUAGACAGUGACAUCUAUGAGGAACUCAACAAAGUGACAGUGGACAAAAAAGUAUGUGUCAAAUCGAAAUCAGUGUUGCCAGAUUUAAUAAAUUUUGACGCGCCAUCCACUUCUAAAUUUGAAGAUUACCACACUAUGAGGAACAAAAGGUUUGAUUCGGAUACGGUGUCUCUAAAUUCAAAUGUUUGUUCCACAAGUUCGUGUGACGUAGACUCACGGAGAAGUAGUUCGCGGGUGUCGGUGUGUAGUAAAAGUGUUUUGUCUCUAUCUAACGCGGAGUGUAAGACUAAGACGGAGGAUAGUUAUGUGUUCGAAGCUGGGUAUAUGCUGAAUUUGGCAGCGAGAUGUGAAGAUAUGGGAGACUAUCAGAGAGCGUUUGAGUGUUAUAAGAGCGGCAUUGAGAAGAUGUUGAUUGGAGUACAGACCGAUACGGACCCUCAAAGGCGGGCGUUGAUAAAAGAAAAAACAAAUAAAUACCUAUCAUAUGCUGAGGAGAUAUACAAGAAUCAUUUAUGUGGUGUUGAUCAAAGUUUACUGCCAGAGCGAGACGACAACAUCCGACCUCUCCACUGUCCGAUCCCGCUUUCGAUGUUGAAGCGACCUUACGAAGAUUUGGCGUUGUACAGGGUGCUCGCAAUAUUGGGCUCGAGUAUGAUGCUUGUUCAUAGACAGGAUCAGGCAUAUUAUGCGAUGAAGGUGAUCCAGAAAGUACCAAACAACUUAACAGAAUUUGACGAAUACUUCCUUCGAAGAACCAACGAGACUCGACAACCUAUACUGCCUACCGUUAUACCAUACAUGGUCCCUUUACACGCGUAUAUCGAAACCAACAACUUGAUAUUCCUCAUACUAGCAUACGCCCCUGGAGAAAAACUAGUAAACUACAUUAAAAAUUACUCAAAAUCGACCCCAACAACACCCGCUAGAGAAGUCAACUUAGAAAAUGUGUUCACAGAACCGAAAAACAAAAAUGUUGAUACGACUGAUAGUACUGUUGUUGUUGUUGAUAAUAAUAAUGUUGAAGGAGACGUGUCCGUUUCUGAAUUGGUGAGGAAUUCUCAGAAGUUGUUGUUGAAUGUUGAUAAGGCUUUGACGGAGGAUAAGAACGAAGGUACAGUUGUUGAAAAUAAGGCUGUUGAUAACGUGUGUGGGACACCUUGUAGUAUGUUGUCGGUGCGAGGUCGUCAAGUAAUACCCCCCUCUGCGGUGUGCAAGUGGGGGGCCGAGGUACUCACCGCCUUAGAGAGCUUGCACAACUAUGGCGUUAUAUGCAGAGACCUGAAUCCAUCGAACAUAUUACUCGGCGAGCGUGGACAAAUAAUUAUUACAUACAUGAUACACUACCCGGGAGUCGACAUGCAACUACACAAGCUCAACACGUACAUUAUGUACAUCGCGCCCGAGCUGUACGACAAUAGCAUAGACGAUGUUCUGUCCAAAGUGUGUGAUUUCUGGAGCUUCGGCGCUAUCAUGUACGAACUGCUCUGUGGAGAGCCGCUGUCUGUCCACCACAGGAGCAUCUUCACGACACACACAAUACUACACAUACCGGAUGGAUUGUCUGUGGAAGAGCAAUCUUUGCUAACACAGCUUCUCACAUACGAGCCAUCAGAACGCCUGGGUUCAGGGCCAGACGGUAUAGAAGAAAUCAAACGCCACCCUUACUUCAAACAUAUAGACUGGCAGUACAUAUACGACAGCUGGACCGUGCCAGACUGA